AUGCCUACAACCAGCCCGCCUCCUCCGGCUGUCCCCACGCCCGGAGGCCCAGGCCGGCUGGGUUUCCUCUCCUGCCCCGCCCUGGCCCGGAUCCCUCCACGCGAAGUAGUGCCGCCCCCCCCACCCCUUCCCCGGCCCGGCCCGGCCCGGCCCGGCAGGGCCCUGACCACCCUUGUCUUGCAGACCUACGCGCGGUUCACGGAGGCGCCGCUCAAGCUGCACAAGCUCAGCAACCCCUGGAGGAGCCCCGCAGGACGGUUGCCGGCGCUGAAGACAAGGGAGGAAGGGGUUUUGUCCAAGACGCAUGAGAUCAUCACACACCUCAGGAAACAGAAGUACAACGCAGACUAUGAUCUCUCAGCCAGGCAGGGGGCCGACACCCUUGCCUUCAUGUGCCUGCUGGAAGAGAAGCUGCUGCCGGCACUGAUCCACACGUUCUGGGUGGAUGCCGAGAACUACGUGGCGCACACACGGAAGUGGUACGCAGAAGCCACCCCCUUUCCUCUCAACUUCUUUCUGCCCAACCGCAUGCACAAGCAGCGCCUGGAGCAGCUGCAGCUGCUCUGCGGGGAUGACUGCCUGGAAGACGAGGAAAGGCUAGAGAAGCUGUACCACGAAGCCCGGGAGUGCCUGACACUCCUGUCCCAGCGCCUUGGGGCCCAGAAGUUCUUCUUCGGAGACUCGCCUGCUUCCCUGGACGCCUUCGUCUUCAGUCACCUGGCACCACUGCUCAAAGCAAAGCUGCCCAAUGGCAAACUGCAGCAGCACCUGAAGUCCCUGGAGAACCUGUGCAACUACUGCACCUCCAUCCUGAGCCUCUACUUCCCCUGGGACAGCGGCGAUCCCCCGGCUACUGCUCCCCGGCCCCCGGCCCCUGGGGGCAGCGACUCCGAGGAAGAUCCACACAAGUGGCGCAACCAGAUCUUGUCGGUGCUGGUGGCCCUGGGCGCCAUGAUCAGCUACGCCAUGUUGAGUGGUAUCGUCUCCAUCCCGUGGACAGAGCCCAGCCUGCCUGGCCGCUGGCCCAUCUCCCUGGAGGAGGAGGAGGAAAAGGAGUGAGGUGCUGGCCUCUGGCCACUGCUCUCAGGGCUUUGGUUCUCACUGAUUGGUGUCACUUGAACGGACUUUUGUAUGGCGCUGGGCACCGCGCAUUGUGCUGGUCAAGGGCACAAUACGGUCCCAGCCCCCUCUGCAUUCCUGAGCGGUGCCCAGCCACCGCCAUCCAUAGCGCCUACAAGGUGCUGGGAGCCCCAUUAAACCUACGUUCUUUCUG
Molecule: messenger RNA, 1273 nt
Organism: Alligator sinensis (Chinese alligator)
Lineage: Eukaryota; Metazoa; Chordata; Crocodylia; Alligatoridae
Gene: MTX1
Product: metaxin 1
Exons: 8
Coding region: 1-1059 (352 amino acids)
Biological process (GO): mitochondrion organization
Cellular component (GO): SAM complex
Source: RefSeq, a predicted model, not a curated record